Molecule: messenger RNA, 1751 nt
Organism: Lycium barbarum (goji berry)
Lineage: Eukaryota; Viridiplantae; Streptophyta; Magnoliopsida; Solanales; Solanaceae
Product: putative transcription elongation factor SPT5 homolog 1
Exons: 7
Coding region: 294-806 (170 amino acids)
Biological process (GO): transcription elongation by RNA polymerase II; regulation of transcription by RNA polymerase II; regulation of DNA-templated transcription elongation
Cellular component (GO): DSIF complex
Molecular function (GO): mRNA binding
Source: RefSeq, a predicted model, not a curated record
CAAAUUUGGAAAAGAUUUUUAAUAGGAUUCAGACUAAGACUCUUUAAAAUGUCUAAUUUAUUUCCUUCAAAAGCUCACACGUCUGUUUUUAUUUCUCUUUUAUAAUUUACGCCUUCUCUCUCUCUCUCUAUCCAAGUAUCAAUGACGGCUCUCUAUCACUCUUAUUAGUCAGCUAUUCAAAUCCUUUCCUCUUGAACCGUAUAGGGUAAUGGAAACCUAGUUGAGAGAGGAGAAGAAGAUUUGGGAGUGUCAAAGGAAAUGGGGAGCGGCAGUCAGAGAGAUCAUCAUGGGCCAUGGAAGCCGUUGUUGUUUGUGCGAUGAAAGAUCUUUGCAAGUACUUUGAGCCUGGAAGACACGUUAAAAUAAUAUCUGGUUCAUCUAAAGGUGCAACAGAUAGAGGAAGACGUAGAGGUGGAAGAGGGCAUGAUGCUUUAAUUGGAGCUGGUGUGAAAAUUCGUCGUGGCCCAUACAAAGGUUGUAAAGGGCGCGUUGUUGAUAUCAAAGGAAUGUCAGUUCGAGUUGAACUGGAAGCCCCGAUGAAAGUUGUUACAGUUCAUCACAACCAUAUUUCGGAUAAUGUUAACGUGUCAACGCCAUUCAGGGAACCAUCUAGAUAUGGUUUGGGAAGUGAAACACCAUCACAUCCUUCAAGGACUCCACUCCACCCAUUUAUGACACCUAUGAGAUAUCCUGGAGCAACACCUAUCCAUGAUGGCAUGAGGACGCCAAUGCAUGACAGAGCAUGGAUUCCGAGGACUCCACCAAGGUAUAUUGUAUCACUGUUGAGAAUAAGCCAAAUGGCUUAAGGUUUUGAAAAUAGAAGAAGUGAAAGCCAUGUAAUCUGCCUAGUUUUUAUUUGACCUGAAACUAACUGAUCUCAGGUUGGAGUAAACUGACUCCUGAAAGUGGUGGGCUGGAUAUGAUGUCAUCUGUAGGAGGUGUGUCCCCUAUUCGACACAAUAGUUUGUCUUUGGAAUUUGGAAUAACUGAUAACUUAUAAUAAUAUGUUACUGAAAAAUUCAAAUCAGAAACUUCUUACUCUAUUGAGCCAGUAAAUUGGUGAUCUAUGCAGCAUUUAGAUAUUUUACUCAUAAUCUCUUGCAUUCUAGCAAAAGAAAACAUUUUAUUGAGAUCAGAUCUCUUCCACUUUGCAAGUGAUGAACUUUUGUGCGUUGUAAUUCUUGUUCUUCAUACUUCUUAAAUCAAUGUUUUAGCGUGUAAGUUUUGUCCAUAUGUUUUUUGGUAUUUGUAGAGUGUGUUCAGUAGUAUAACAUUGCAGUAUCAGAUUGAAAUUUGAAUGCGUCUUUUAGCUUUAUGAGUUCAAUUUUUUUCAUAUUCGAGAAUGAUUUUUGUUGAUAAUUAUUGUCAAAGUUACUUAAAUACUAGUCAAAAUUACAAUGGUGGGGGAUGCAAACAAGUCCGAACAGUUGCUUCUUUACAACUCGAAGCUCAGGCAUAGAGGAGCCUGAGUGGAAUGACCUUUAAUGCUGUUCGUUAUUACAAUUUAUCUUACUAUUAUUUAAGCUCUGAGUAUGUAAUCCAAUAUACCUGGAAUCUCUCCGAAAGUUCUAUACUACUAAUUUCUUCGUCAUUGGCUUGUGCUUUAUUUGUUGCAAUGUAGGAGAGUUGCAUGAAAAUGCCUGAUGUUAAUGAUGAUAUACUCUGUAGUCAAGUGUCUGCGCUGAAUGUAAUCAUCAUAUCAUUGUAACUGGGUUAGCUUGAAAAUACAAUUACUGUUAAAAAAAAUAAGA